AAGCAUACUAAAAAGACGUAUAGUCAUAGUAUUAUAAACAUCACUUUAACGAUAUAUCACAUAGAUUGCAUCUAAGACGCGUUAUAUCAUCAUUCUUUCUAUCAGGUCACGUUUUGUUUUGGUUUAAAAUCAAGUGGCGUAUCCUAUACCCAACAAAAACAAUCCACAUUAGUGUGAUAGCUAACAGGUUGAGUCUAAUCUGAAGUAUACUGACACUUCAAUCCAUCUUUAUACAAGAAAUGUCAAGUCUACGAAAGCAAACUGUACCGAUAACAAAUGAUAAAGAUAAGACAUCAUCAACAUUGAAUAAUUCUCAUGAUGGCAAUCAUCAAUCUAUACCGCAAACACAUGCCGAUCCUGGAUUAGAUACAAUUACAGAGAGAUCAAAGGAAAGUUCACAGGUUAGUCUAUCAGUUUCAAAUAUAAAUGUCACCGACCCAUCUCAGCCACCAACAGAUGAUUCAAAUAGGCCAAUUGCUCCAGAAGUAUCUAGCUGGGCUAAUUCAUUAUCAUUCUCUUCAUUUUCAGCUCCACGUCCCAAUUGGUUAACUUGGAAUACUACCCCUAAUGGAACUGUUGCUUCAGAUCGUAGAAGUACAAAUAGUCAGACUGAUGAACAUAAUAAUUCUGCUAUACUAGAUUCCCCAGAAAUACCACCACAGAAAGAUGCUCUUCCCAUCCCUGAGACUGAAAACACAGUUAGAGCAGAUUCUGUAACUGAAACCGAAACUAAUAUUGAACCAUGGGUAGAUUGGUCAUUACAGUAUAGAAGAGUUAGUUCGGUAGUUUCAUAUGUAUAUAGUAGGAGUACACUCAAUGAAGAAGAAGCUAUACCAGUAUCAACAGGAGCAGUUGCUGGUGCACGGGGACCAUCCGUAGUAGAGAGUUCAACAAGUCAGAUAAUAUCAGAAUUUAAUAGAAAGAGCUCGUUGUCAUCACCGGUUCGAUCAUCAAUAUCAUUACCGAAACCUCCCACUAUAAAAUCUAAAACCAUGUCAAUAUCCCCAGCUGGUUCACUUGUACUGAAUCAAAAGAAAAAGACUCCAUCCAUAUCCCCUCCUCCUUCUCAAUCAAUAGAUCAUCAAAAUAUCAUACCUUCCAAUGGCACAACAUCACAACCAAGUCAAGUUUUAUCACAACCGAAUGAAGUAACUCCAUUAUUACUGAAUGUGAAUGAAAACAAUACGGUUGACAAUAGUUGGUUUAGUUGGUUUACAUUACCAACAUUUUGGAGUAGUGCUGCUGCAGAUGAUUCAGAUGACGAAGAAGUACAUAAUUCUGAAUUAUAUAAAUCUGCCAAAAGUGCGAUUGAAAAUUCGAAGGAAUCAUCUCAUUAUGCUAUAAAAUGUACCAAUAUAGAUAUUAAUUCACAAGAAGGUGGUAUCAGAGAACUUGAAUUGGCAGUCAGUGACACUAUGACUGAACGUGAGCCAGUUAAGUAUAGAUCAAGAAAAAGACCAUUAUUACCUAAUGAGGUGCAAGAGAGGACUUUAAUUAAUCGUACACCUACCCCACCACAACCCUCACAAUCGCAAUCACUGACACAAGCAGUUAAUCAAACCCCAGUUGUAAAUACUACGAUUCAAAAUGGUACCACAUCAUCUUCGGUUUCCAUUCAAGGUGCCAAAUCAAAUGGUAGUGAAAUGAUUACUAAGGAUCAACAACAAGCUAUAGCUAAAGUUAUAUCACGUAAAAGUCAAGUAUUACCUUCUAUUGAUAAGAAUUUACGAACAAUUACUUUAAGUACCAAAGUUCGAUUAUUUCUACAAGAUUUAAUGUGGAAAUCGAGUGAAAAACAUAUUUACAGGAAGAAACCUCGAGAUAUUAUUAAAAAACGAUCCCAAAUUAAAAGAGUGGUUGUGAUUGGGAUUCAUGGAUUUUUACCUAUAAAAUUAGUUCGUACCUUAAUUGGACAAUCAACUGGUAAUUCAAUUAAGUAUGUGAGUGAAGCUUCCAAGUGUAUCCGACAAUGGUUAGAAGAUAAAGAAUCUUGUCAAGUUGAGAUUAAUACAAUUGCAUUAGAGGGUGAAGGUAAGAUUGAAGACCGAGUUCAAAAAUUAAUGAUAUUAAUUGAGAAUUGGAUAUCAUUAUUAGAAACGAGUGACUUUGUAUUUUUUGUCAGUCAUGGUCAAGGAACACCAGUAGCGAUUAAUUUAUUAAGUCGAUUACUUGAAGCCCAUCCUCAUAUAUCACCUAGUUCAUUAAAGAAAAUUGGAUUAUUGAGUAUGAGUGGGAUUAUCAAUGGACCUUAUAAAGGGCUUGAUUCAAAAUUAGUGAUUCGAGCAUAUACACCAUUUGAGAAUGAAAUAAUUCGAGAAUUAUUUGAAUUUCAAAAUCCAAUAAGUCAAGUAUCUCAAAAUUUAAUUAAUUCGUUACGAAAUUUAGUAAGACGCAAUGUUAAAAUCACCUUAAGUGGAUCAAUUAAUGAUCAAUUUAUCCCAUUAUAUUCUUCAUUAGGGAUAAAUUUCAAUCAUCCUAAUAUUUUCCGAGAUUUAUUUGUGAUUGAAAAUAAUAAUGAUAUACCCACAUUUAUGAUAAAGUUUAUAAAAGUAUUGAUUAUUAUGAAAAACAUGGGAAUUAAUCAAGAUUAUAAAUUAAUUCAUCAUUUGAGUGAAAAAUGUAUGGGAACAAUCAACAAUGGAGGUCAUUGUAAAAUCUAUGGUAAUGAUGAGAUAUAUACUAUGGCGAUUAAACAUAGUUUAGAAACCACCAGUUUAAUUAUGAAUCAAGAUUUAUAUGUUGAGAAUGAAAAUAUGGAAAAUUUAUCAUUAGCAUCAGUUGGAAUGACUCCAACCAAUUCCGACUUAAAGCGAACUUUAGGAUCAUCUACUUCAAUUUCAUCCACCACAGUUGCAACAGCAGCAGCUGUUAAUACCAUUACAACUGUCACUCAACCAGCAUUAAAUCUUUAUGAAUUAUCGUGGAAUUUACGGAAUUUAUUACAAGAUUUACUUUCAAUAAAUAAUAUUGGAAAUGUGGCAUUAAUUCGAGAGUUAAAUGAUGAAAUUAAGUCUUGGGAUUUGUAUAAUCCUCAAUAUAAAAUAUGGAAAGAUUUACGACCUGUAUUUGAUAUUUUUGGAGAUAUUGAUAUUGAAGAAUUAAGAUUAUAGAAAAUAGAAUAGUAAUUCAAUAAAAGUUAUAAAUAAUAUAAUAUGAUAUAGAUUAAUAAAAUAUUAUUAAGAUGGUU
Molecule: messenger RNA, 3187 nt
Organism: Scheffersomyces coipomensis
Lineage: Eukaryota; Fungi; Ascomycota; Pichiomycetes; Serinales; Debaryomycetaceae
Exons: 1
Coding region: 240-3110 (956 amino acids)
Source: RefSeq, a predicted model, not a curated record